GCGAACUGGAGCCCGAUUCGGUCUCUCCGCCUGGUAGAAGGACGCAUGUUUCGUCUGGUCGGUCAUCCCGCAGCCAAUUACAUGCUCCGCCUGGGCAAUGAUAGAUUUAGGCAAAGUUCCAGCAUGAGCCCUGGUCCUUGGUUAGGAUGCGUCCAUAUGGACAAGCACAUCAAGGCUGAAAGAAAAUACGAAACCUCCAAUUUUGUCGGAGAUACAAAGAUCGGCAGUCUGAUAGGGGACUUAUCCAGUCGCCCCGUACCUCAAUUUUCAAAUACAAGCUGAAUUGAGGCGACCCUACAGCAAACGGGGAGAAUGUUCAUCUCAUAAAGUCUGAUUUUACACAAGUUGGGAAUCAGAAAUGGGUCCUCCAAAACAGGUAGUCAUCGUGGGUGGCUCCAUCGCCGGCUUGCUACAAGGCCUUCAACUGAAGCGCCAAGGAAGUGAGGUCAUUAUCUUGGAACAAGAUCCUAGCAAGGAGCGGGACAGUCAUGAAUCCGGAAUAAACCUUGGUCCCAGCGUUGUCGCCCUACUGGAAAAGUAUGAUGCUACUGGCCGGCUAGGAACCAUCCCAUCCCAGUACAUCAGUGUGGCAUGGCGAAAGCGCCUCCGCGUGAUCAACCGGCCAUGGUAUCAUGAAAUGAGCAACUGGGGCUGGCUGUACAACGUACUGCGUGCGAACUUUGACGGCCUGGUAUCGACAGCCGUGCCAGUCUCGCCCGAGCCAAUCGAAGGUGACGGCAAGGUUGAAUAUCGUUCCGGCCAGCGGGUUACGGGCCUUUCCGACGACGCAGACAAACGCAGGGUCACGGUGCAGUUCACCGAUGUGGUCACGGGAGUGAAAGACCAGUUGACUGCGGACCUGGUCAUGGGGGCAGACGGUGUGCACUCCGUCGUUCGAAGCCUGAUUGGGGCCGAAGCAAGAAAGGACUACGCUGGGUACAUUGCUUGGAGGGGCACUGUGCCGGAACGCCUUGUAACAAAGGAGACAAUCGAAUAUUUCUCGAACCGUCUCAACUUCUGUCUGCUGCGUGGCACAUAUUUGAUAAGCUACCUCAUACCAACCGAGGCAGGAGAUCUUGAACCAGGCAAACGUCUCAUCAACUGGGUUUGGUACUUCAAAGUGACCGGAGGUUCACAUGAGAUGGCGAGGAUCUUCACCGACGUGAACGGUAGGGUACGCCAAAACACGGUGUCCCAGGGGCUGGUAAACCCCGAGGUCUGGGCCGACCAGAAAGCAAAAUACGUGGACCACUUUCCCACGCCUUUCGCCGAAGUCGUGACCAUGACCCCUAAGCCGUUCGUCACCAAGGUAGGCGAGGCGGAGUCCAGUACAGCCAGCGUCUACGACGGUCGCGUCGUGCUGGUUGGAGAUGCAUUGACUUCGCACCGGCCGCAUAUGGGCAUGGCCUCCGAGCAAGCGGCCAGGCAUUGCUGGCAGAUGGAUAAGGUGUGGCGUGGAGAAACUACUCAGGAGCAGCGCGACUGCGAGGCCAGGCUGUAUGCUAGGAGGUUUUUAUUGAUUAACAGAAUGAUUGGGCUAUCCGGGAUGGAGUGGCUCUUAACGCUACUACGAACUGGUAUUUCCUAUACAUGGGUCAUGUUUCUGCAUCAGAUAGGACGCCUUUGAUCAUUAGCAUUGGACAUAUGUCAGUACCUAGGUAGGUCGAUUGGCCUUUCGGUGCUUUAAGGAAUGGCCUGACAAAAAUUGCAUUAAAUUUGAA
Molecule: messenger RNA, 1721 nt
Organism: Diaporthe batatas
Lineage: Eukaryota; Fungi; Ascomycota; Sordariomycetes; Diaporthales; Diaporthaceae
Exons: 3
Coding region: 359-1627 (422 amino acids)
Molecular function (GO): FAD binding
Source: RefSeq, a predicted model, not a curated record